Messenger RNA from Suricata suricatta (meerkat), 734 nucleotides. RefSeq names its product dynein light chain Tctex-type 1 (gene DYNLT1). The transcript has 5 exons. NCBI's taxonomy places the organism in Eukaryota, Metazoa, Chordata, Mammalia, Carnivora, Herpestidae. The record is from RefSeq and is a predicted model, not a curated record. Gene Ontology annotation, cellular component: cytoplasmic dynein complex; cytoplasm. Bases 71 to 412 code for a protein of 113 amino acids. Gene Ontology annotation, biological process: microtubule-based movement. Gene Ontology annotation, molecular function: dynein intermediate chain binding.
GGGCGGAGCCUGAGUGCGCCUGCGCGCUGCGCACUACUCUGGGAGGCGGCGGCGAGGCGCAGGAGGAAAGAUGGAAGACUACCAAGCUGCUGAGGAGACUGCUUUUGUUGUUGAUGAAGUGAGCAACAUUGUAAAGGAGGCUAUAGAAAGCGCCAUCGGCGGCAACGCCUAUCAGCACAGCAAAGUCAACCAGUGGACCACCAGCGUCGUCGAGCAGACUUUAAGCCAGCUCACCAAGCUGGGCAAGCCAUUUAAGUACAUCGUGACCUGUGUAAUCAUGCAGAAGAAUGGAGCGGGGUUACACACGGCGAGUUCCUGCUUCUGGGACAGCUCUACGGACGGCAGCUGCACCGUGCGGUGGGAGAACAAGACCAUGUACUGCAUCGUCAGCGCCUUCGGGCUGUCCAUCUGAGCCACCGCGACCCUCCUCCCCGCUCCCCUGCCGGCGCACCCGGUGCCUUCCUCGUCCUCCUCCAGCGUGGUUCUCGGGCGCUCUCCGGGUGGAGAGAAAGCCAGAGGCCCGCCCUGUUCUGUGAACGGCACCCCCAGGUCAGAGACUCACCAUCUGGGCAGUCAGGCCUCUGCUGCCACUCGUCUUAACUCUGAAUACUUCUUUUCAAAGGUGCUAAAAACUGAAAUCUGCUACUUUGAAACUUUCUCUACUCUCUGAUUCAGAUACACUAAUUUUCCAUACUUUAUACUUUGGUUAGAGUAAUAAAUUAUUCCAAUUUAAA